Molecule: messenger RNA, 90 nt
Organism: Linum tenue
Lineage: Eukaryota; Viridiplantae; Streptophyta; Magnoliopsida; Malpighiales; Linaceae
Source: the annotation of a GenBank genome assembly
AUGCUCAUCUCCGGCAUCAAACCUGCUUUUGGGUGUGUCUUUCUGAUGUUGGCUCUCGUUAUUGUUGUUCAAUUCAAGCUUGGGACUUAG